AUGGUAAGGAAUUGGCAGAAGGUAGCUGCAAUUGGGAGGAAAAGGAUCUCCUUGCAAAGGACCAACAGAGAUGUGGAUGCUGACUGUUGUAGUACAUCAUCAGUGGCUGAUAAGGGGCACUUUGUUGUUUACAGUUCUGAUAGGAGACGCUUCAUGAUUCCCUUGAUGUAUCUCAAUACUGAAAUCUUCAGAGAGCUUUUGCAAAUGUCUGAGGAGUUUGGGAUACAAAGUGAUGGCCCCAUCAUACUGCCAUGUGAUUCAGUCUUCAUGGACUACAUAAUCUCGUUUAUUCAACAUGGUGUUGCAAAAGACUUGGAGAGAGCCUUGAUUAUGUCUAUAGCUUUCAGAAACUGUUCAUCUUCUUCACACUUCCUUCAAGAACAAAAGUACAAUAAACAAGCACUACUAUGUGCCUACUGA
Vitis riparia (riverbank grape) is the source of this 420-nucleotide messenger RNA. RefSeq names its product auxin-responsive protein SAUR67-like. Gene Ontology annotation, biological process: response to auxin. The transcript has a single exon. Bases 1 to 420 code for a protein of 139 amino acids. Lineage: Eukaryota; Viridiplantae; Streptophyta; Magnoliopsida; Vitales; Vitaceae. The record is from RefSeq and is a predicted model, not a curated record.